CCCCCAGCCCGGCCAGGCCCCUUCCCGGCCCGGCCCCAGCCCCAGGGGGCCCCGCUCGGAGGGAAGGCUGAAGAAUCACAUCCACAUUUCGCUCCAGAUGGGCCCGUCUUCCAGGACACAGGGAAGGGAAAUGUGUGUGAUGGAGCCAGCUCAGAUGCCGGUGACCUUUGAGGAAGUGGCUGUGUAUUUCACCCAGGGGCAGGGGGCUCUGCUGGACCCCGCUCAGAGAGCCUUCUACAGGGAUGUCAUGCAGGAGAACUACGAGAUGGUGACCUCGUUGGGAUUCCCCCUUCCCAAACCUGAACUGAUCGCCCGGCUGGAACGAGGGGAAGAGCCAUGGGUGCCCGAUCUCCAAUCCUGCAAAGAAAGGCUUCCAAGAUGCACCCUUACAGGUGCUGAGCGAGGGAGUGAGAAUGAGGAGGGGAAUCAUCAUGAGGAAGUUCCCGGGGAAGUGGAACCACAGGGGACCUUCAUGGGAAGAGCUGAAGGGAAUUUUUCCCAGUGCUUGGAGCAGGCAGAAACCUGGGGAAGUUCACACACGUCAGACAGGCUUCUGGGAAACCACCGAGGGGAGAAAGUGGAUGAAUCUAUAAAUGGUGAGGGAAGAGAGGAGUAUCCCAGAGCACGGCAGACAAAUCCCAAGGAAGAGACACUCUGGCACUACCCACAAUGUGGGAAAGGAUUCAAUAUGAGCUCACAGCUUGUGACACAUCAGACAAUCUGUACUGGAGAGAAACCCCUUCAAUGCUUGGAUGAAGGGGAAAGCUUCAAUAAGCUUUCAGAUCUUAAUAACCAUGGGAGCAGCCACACUAGAGAGGGAACCUGUCAAUCCCUCGAGUGUGGGAAAUGUUUCAUUUCGAAGACACAAAUAAUUAGACAUCAGUUAAGCCACACAACGGAGAGACCCCAUAGGUGCUUGGACUGUGGGAAAAGUUUCAUACAAAGGUCACACCUUGUUCAGCAUCAGGCAUUCCACACAGGAGUGAGACCUUACAAGUGCUUGGAUUGUGGGAAAAGUUUCAUACAAAGGUCAGACCUUGUUAGACAUCAGGCAAUCCACACAGGAAAGAAACCCCACGAGUGCUUGGACUGUGGGAAAAGAUUCACGGACAGGUCAACCCUUGUUAAACAUCAGGCAAUCCACACAGGAGAGAGACUCCACAAGUGCUUUGAUUGUGGGAAAAGUUUCAUAAGAAGGUCAGAUCUUGUUAGACAUGAGGCAAUCCACAUAGGAAAGAAACCCCACGAGUGCUUGGACUGUGGGAAAUGUUUCACGGAGAGGUCAGACCUUUUUAAACAUCAGACAAUCCACACAGGAGAAAGACCCCACAAGUGGUUGGACUCUGGGAAAAGGUUCAUACAGAGGUCACACCUAGUUAGUCAUCAGGCAAUCCACCCAGGAGAGAGACCCCACAAGUGCUUGGACUGUGUGAAAAGUUUCAUAACAAAGUCAAACCUUGUUAAACAUCAAGCAAUCCACACAGGAGAGAGACCCCACAAGUGCUUGGACUGUGGGAAAAGUUUCAUACAGAAGUCACACCUAGUUCGUCAUCAGGCAAUCCACACAGGAGAGAGACCCCACAUGUGCUUGGACUGUGGGAAAAGUUUCAUAAGAAGGUCACACCUUGUUAAACAUCAGGCAAUCCACACUGGAGAGAGACCCCACAAGUGCUUGGACUGUGGGAAAAGUUUCAUACAGAGGUCACACCUUGUUAAACAUCAGGCAAUCCACACAGGAGAGAGACCCCACAAGUGCUUGGACUGUGGGAAAAAUUUCAUACAGAGGUCACACCUAGUUCGUCAUCAGGCAAUCCACACAGGAGAGAGACCCCACAAGUGCUUAGACUGUGGGAAAAGUUUCAUAAGAAGAUCACACCUUGUUCAACAUCAGGCAAUCCACACAGGAGAGACUCCAGAGGUGCUUGGACUGCUGGAAAAGUUUCAUAUGGAGGUCUGACCUCAUUAAACAUGGAACAAUCCCCACAGGAUCUAAACUUCUGUAACACGUGGCAUGAAAGGGUUAAGCAACUUGCAUGUAAUUGACUCAGAUUCAACUUUUAGAGAGAGAUAUAACAGUGUCCCCACCUUAGAUAAAGUAGAGUUUGAAAUGUAAAUGUGUAUUUUUAAAGACUUGGAAAAAGAGGGCAAGUCACGUCUGCGUAACCUAAUUGUCUUCUAUGAGAAGAUAACUGGCUCUGUGGAUGAGGGAAAAGCAGUGGAUGUGUUAUGCCUUGAUUUUUAGCAAAGCUUUUGAUAUGAUCUCCUACAGUAUUCUUGCCAGCAAGUUUAAGACAUAUGGGCUGGAUGAAUGGACCAUAAAGUGGAUAGAAAGCUGGCUAGAUGAUCGGGCUCAAUGCGUAGUGAUCAAUGGAUCCAUGUCUAGUUGGCACCCGCUAUCAAGUGGAGUGCCCCAGGGGUCGGUCCUGGGGCCGGUUUUGUUCAGUAUCUUCAUUAAUGAUCUGGAGGAUGAAGUGGACUGCACCCUC
Trachemys scripta elegans is the source of this 2486-nucleotide messenger RNA. RefSeq names its product zinc finger protein 250-like. Gene Ontology annotation, cellular component: nucleus. The transcript is spliced from 5 exons. NCBI's taxonomy places the organism in Eukaryota, Metazoa, Chordata, Testudines, Emydidae. Gene Ontology annotation, biological process: regulation of transcription by RNA polymerase II. Gene Ontology annotation, molecular function: DNA-binding transcription activator activity, RNA polymerase II-specific; RNA polymerase II cis-regulatory region sequence-specific DNA binding. The coding region runs from base 98 to 1957 and encodes 619 amino acids. The record is from RefSeq and is a predicted model, not a curated record.